Molecule: messenger RNA, 1246 nt
Organism: Solenopsis invicta (red fire ant)
Lineage: Eukaryota; Metazoa; Arthropoda; Insecta; Hymenoptera; Formicidae
Product: chymotrypsin-1-like
Exons: 5
Coding region: 107-934 (275 amino acids)
Biological process (GO): proteolysis
Molecular function (GO): serine-type endopeptidase activity
Source: RefSeq, a predicted model, not a curated record
AGCAACUGUAUAUAAGAGCUGAAAUGAUGAAUGACUUCACAGCUCGAAAGAUCUCCCAUUCUCUUUCGUUCAUUAUACGACGUGGACUUGAUUCGUGACGUUGAAGAUGAUGAAGUUAACUAUUCUGCUCGCUGUGAUUGCCAUCGCUCAGCAAGCUUAUUGCGGUUGUGGUCACCAAUAUGGGCAUCAAUAUGGGCAUCAAUAUGGGCAUCAAAAUGGGCAUCAAUAUGGGCAUCAAAAUGGGCAUCAAAAUGGGCAUCAAUAUGGGCAUAAUCAAUAUGUAGUCACUAGUGGUAACACAGCCGUACAGCAUAGUCCAUCGCCGAAUCAGGUUUCCUUUGUGAGGGGCGGUCAGCACUCUUGCGGAGGUUGCAUGAUUAGUCGUCAACAUAUUCUCACUUCAGCUCAGUGUGUACAGAACCCGACAGACUUACAUGUCGUGGUCAGACACCCUAACGCACCGAAUGGCGAAACUCACAAGAUCAAGCACGUUCACGUACAUCCAGAGUACAGUGGACAACAGCAGUGCGAGAAUAAUGUCGCCGUGGUCUCGUUGUCACAGCCAAUCUCGUGCAAUCACGAGCAAGUCGCAGUCCCUGUAGCAACUCAAAAUUAUGCAACCUGCGAUCAAUGCACUGGCACCAUAAGUGGAUGGGGAAAAACUUCGCCAGCACCUCAAUGGUAUCAAGUGAAUAUCAAGACCCAAAAGAGCUGUCCUGAAUAUUGCCAAUGUCAACGUCCAAGCACCAACAAUCAGAUAUAUGUGGCUGUCCAACCAGGACAAGGCGAAUGCACAGGUAAUGCUGGUAGCCCUCUCAUCGUGAAUAAUGAGGUUGUUGGCGUUUUGGCUAAGAAAACUGCUUCGGGAGAAUUUGGAUGUACUAAUGUUUACCAACAUCGUGAUUUUAUCGAAUCAUGUCAAUCCAGCUACUAAUAUGUAUUUAAAACGUUAUCUGUCAUUCAAAUAUUAAUAUUCUCUUAAUUUUGUAAAUAAGACAAUAUUCUACAAAGAGCACUAUCAAAUAUAUAAAUUAGGUUAGUUUUCACAAUGAAAUAAAAACUAUAUUAUAAUUAAACAGAAUUCUCAAUAAAAAGCUUCUAAUUUUUAUUGAGAAUUCCGUUGGACCGUAAUAUAGCUUUUAUUUCAUUGUGAAGUCUGUAACAUUUUUAUAGGUGCUCCGUAUAGAGUGUUUCGUCUUAUUUAAAUUACGAUAUAAAAAUAUAAUAUAAUUCUUGCAGCAACGUA